AUGUCCAGUGUCGACAGGAAAAGAAAACCGACCGGAGGCCACAGCCCUCCUCACAAAAAGUUCCAGAAAGGCAGCCCCAACCACGGCCCCGACAAAUUUCCUCCCCUCACUUCAUCGUCUGAUAAUGGACUACUUCCACCACUCCCAUCAAUCGACGAGAAAUUCAGAGACGUUGUCUUCACCCACCAAAGCAUGGCAGGUUCCCCUGCCGAAAGUUACGACAGGCUCGAAUUCCUGGGAGACGCCUACCUUCAACUCUUUUCCUCGCGACUAAUUUGGGAUCGGCUUCCAUUCCUUCCCGCUGGACGUAUGUCACAAGUUCGGGAAUCUUUGGUCAAGAACGAAACUCUUGCUCAGUAUUCAGAUCUUUAUGGCCUGACCAAACAAUUAAAGAAUUUCAAACGAUUUCAGAAUGGACCUCCACAGACUUGGCUGAAGAUCAAAGGUGAUCUUUUUGAAGCUUACGUUGCAGCGGUGGUCUUGUCAACACCCGAAGGGUUUGAGCGGGUCAGAAAUUGGCUGCUUCAUUUAUGGGAACCGAAAAUAGAAGCAAUCACGUCUAAACCAGAGGCCUCGUCGAAGAGCAAGGAGGAGCUUGCGAAGAAGGUUUUGGGCAAAGGUGUCAGGCUCAACUACGAGGACGAAAGGGAGCCCAUUAUUCAUUACGGCCAAGGAAGGGAGACGUAUUUUGUUGGGGUUUAUUUGACCGGAUGGGGCUGGGAGAAUCAGUAUCUUGGAAGUGGAAAAGGAUUGAGCAGAAAUGCAGCUGGCCAAGAGGCGGCAGCCGCAGCGUUGGAAAAUCAUCCGCUCAUCGACGAAAUCAUAGCGAAGAAAACGGCCUUCUACGCCGAGGCAAAGAAAAAGGGGGAGCCACAGCCAAACAAACAUUCAAAAGAUUGA
Messenger RNA from Rhinocladiella mackenziei CBS 650.93, 900 nucleotides. RefSeq lists its product as uncharacterized. The record is from RefSeq and is a predicted model, not a curated record. The transcript has a single exon. NCBI's taxonomy places the organism in Eukaryota, Fungi, Ascomycota, Eurotiomycetes, Chaetothyriales, Herpotrichiellaceae. Bases 1 to 900 code for a protein of 299 amino acids. Gene Ontology annotation, biological process: regulation of gene expression; rRNA processing; primary miRNA processing. Gene Ontology annotation, cellular component: nucleus. Gene Ontology annotation, molecular function: ribonuclease III activity; double-stranded RNA binding.